AAAAUUAAUUAAUGCAAUAUUUAAUAAAAAUAUUUAAAAAUUUAGUAGAAUUUUGUUAGAUUUUCUCAACAGAUUUUGUUAUAACUAAAAAUAAAAUUUAAAUUUAUAGUUAAAAUUAAUUUAUUAUUAAUAUUCUUAUUAAUUAUGUCAUAUUAUGUGAUUAAUGAAAUGAUUCUUUUUAAAUAAUAGAUAAAAAUGGUACUUUUCUUUUAACAGAAAAGAAGUGGGUUCCGAAAAGUACAAGUAGUCCCGGGCCCUUAUGGGUUUUUGAUAUAAUUUUCACCCUAACCUGCCGCUUCAUCAUCAUCAUCAUCUCCUUGUUAGAGAAGUUACUUUCCUUUUUAACGCUAUUUCUCCGUAUUGCUUCCUCCACAAGACCUCACAUCGUAGCUGCUAGAACUCAUCUCCGUGAGACCAUGUCUAGAAACAGUUCUGGCGUUAUCCCUCUGGAUCUAAUGGUAGAGAUAUUCGAGAAACUUCCUACCAAAUCCCUAGCGAGAUUUCGAUGUGUCUCGUAUCUAGGCCUGGACAUUCGGGGUCCCAAUCGGGUUUCGGUUUUAUCCAAUCGGGUUUCGGUUUUUCGGGUUUAUCAAAAUCAGCCCCAUUCGGAUUAUAUGAAAGUUCGGUUCGGGACCGGUUCGGGUUCUAUCGGGUUCGGGUCGGGGUUAGUAAAUCUUCAAAGAACCGACACAACCCAAUAUACUUUCGGGUUUGGGUCCCAAUCGGUUUUUCGGCCACAAAACAAGAUCCAUUCGGUAUUUACGUCGGGUUCGGAUCGGUUCGGAUUCAUUUUUAUCGGAUCAGAUUCGGUUCGGGUUAUCGGGUUCGGUUUAUUUGCCCAGCCCUACUCGUAUCAGUGGGAAAGUAUUAUCAAUAACUUCAUAGUCAUUGACUCGAUCGUGACACGGCGAUUAAUAAUUCAACAACCCCGUGAUCCCCACUUCUUCUUCGAGAAGUGUCGUUAUCAACCACCGCAUGAUCUACCUUUUACCAUCUUAACGUAUCAUCAUCAAGCCACAGACGAAGAACAACACUAUCACGAGGAGAUCAUUGGCGAAGGCUAUCUGAUAGGCUUUCAAUACGUACGUGGCUUGAUAGGGUUUUGGUGUUCACAUAACGUUGAGUACUUCAGAAUACACAACCCUACAACAAGGCAAUCUAUUUUCUUACCCAAUACUACACGUUUACCAGGAGCCUUGUUCUACUUAUUCGGGUACGACCCUUUCAAGAAUCAAUACAAAGUAUUGUGUCUAACACAUAACCUAUAUGAACUGUCUCUGUCUUGUACUCUUUUCAUAUUGGGAGAUGUCUCAAAAAAGUGGCGGGGCAUCCAAUGCAGCAUUGGAUUUCACUUCCUUUUCGGGCAAGAAGUUUGCAUCAGCGGGUCAAUCUAUUACAAAGCAAGGGAUGCAAACGGGACUCCUGUUUUGGCGAGUUUCGAUGUUAGGCAUGAGAAAUUUAAUCAUGUUCGGACUCCAGAAAAUCUGUUGGCGUAUUAUAACCAUGAAGAUUCGACUCUUGUAAACUACCAUGGGAAGUUAGGAUGCAUAUGUCCAAGCAGCUUCAACUGGAACGAAAUGGAUAUGUGGGUUAUGCAGGACGCUGAGAAACAAGAGUGGUCGAAGAUUGAUACAUUCUUAGACAUGCUUCACGGUUUACCAAAUUUGAAUAUGGUGAGAUUUGCAGGUGUCACUAAUCCCGGAGGCGAAAUCGUUAUAGUCCAUAAAGAGUAUCUCAGUGAGUUGGCACUAAAGGUUUAUUAUUAUGAUACGAAACAAAAUGGUCUUAGAAGAGCUGAAAUCCAAACUACAAGGCCUAGUGAUCAAGUUACAAUCCGGGCUGUCACAGAUCAUGUUGAGAACAUCAUGCAUUUGUAAUUCUCUGCAUUAUAGUUAAGAGUUUUGGAAUACUAGAUAAUAUGCUACUUCUUUUUUUAUCACAAUUUAUAUGUGCCACGUCUCAUCCUGUUUGAGGAUAAUAAACUGUGUUCUAAAACAAGUUAGGCGGCAAAUGAACUUCUAGUACCUAUCCGUAUAUGCAGACGUCUAAAUGAGAUAUAUAUAGAUAUAUAUAUUUCAUUAAUAUAUACAUUAAUUUUAGAAAAGUGAACAUAAAAUAUACUUCAAAUAGAGAAAUUUUCUAGGAUAGAUUAAAGUUUUUGUCACAAAAAUAACUCUUAAUGAAAAAAAAUACCAAAUUUAUUUUUAUUAAAGAGUAAAAAUAUAUUUAUACGCUAGAGUUAACUAAUAUAAACUUAGAGUUUAGAGUUAAGGGAUGGGUUUUGAGGAUGAGGUUUCAAAUUUUAAAAAUAAAAAUUUAAACUAAAAUUUUCAAAAUAAAAAAGAGUUAUUUUUUUUUUGUAAACUAAAAAAGAGAGUUAUUUUGAUUAUUUUCUUUAUUAAAAUCUAUUUUUGUGACAAAAACUUAAAAAAAAAACUAUUUAAGAAAAUUACCCCUUCAAAUAUAAUAAUCAUCAAGAACGUAAACAACAGCUGGAAGCCUGGAAGGGCAGUUAUUUGUUCAUUUUGUUAAUGGCUUCAGUGAACAGACUGCAUUUCGUUUUAUUAUUUAGGUAAUAUUCAUGUUUCCUUGUAUCUAGUUUCAUGACUCUUGUAAUCUGAUCCUGAGAUGGAUAAAACAAAUGCUUGAUGUUCGAUUAUGCUUCAAGACUUGUUUUUCUUUCUUUCUUGGCGUACAUGCUGUUGGGACCAUGGUAGUUAAUAGUUAUUGAGGUAGGAACGAACGAUAUAUCAUGGCAAAAUGUUUCGAAAGAACGGCCGUUAAAAUCAGUUAGAAGGCGCCGAGCGCUCGGCGGAAGCUUACCAUGAUGUACCGUAAUCGCGCAACCAAUCGGUUUCACUAAAUAAUUCAUUUUUUCCAUAGUUUUGAGCGCUUAAAAUGUAUUAAAGCCUAGGUUAAACUUAUUAAUUUGAUGCAAACCAAGAAAACUCACAAAUUUGAUGUGGUUUUCAAUAUUUUUUAAACCAGACCGAAAACUGAACCGAUAAUUAUUUAGAUCACAGUUCAAUAUGAUUCAAUCGGAUCAAAUCUGGUUCAAUAUAUUUCUAAUACAGAAAUUCAAAGUUAAAGUAUUUGGAUUAGGACAUGUCCGAACGGACGAGUUUUAAUUCAUAGAACUCAAAUUGCCAUAAAAAUAAAUUAUUUAAUAUCAUGUACCUUUAAAAUGAAAUAGCUUAAAUUUGUCUUUUGAUCUAUUUUGAUCAUAAUCUUGUGUAAAAUAUUUAAUGUAUUGUAAUUUUUGAAAAAGUUUCUAUAAUUUGGUGAUUUGUUUUAAUAUGCUAUGAAAAGACACAUUUUAUAUAAUUUAAACAUUCACUAAUUUUAUGAUAUCUUUUCAUAUAUAUUUGUCUAAUUUUAGAUAUUUUAACUUUAUUUCAUUUUUUUGUAAAUUUAAGCUAUUUGUGUGUGCUAUUUUUUUUUAAUAUAUACUCGAUAAAAUUGAAACAGAUUUUUGAUGAAUUUAUGGGUAACAGGCCUGACGGCGGAGCCGAAAAUAAAAACAGAAAACCUAAACAAAAGUUACAUUUUAAAAAUAAAAAUUUGAGUUCCCAGAAGUACAGGGUCGUCCCUGGGCCUUCUGCAUAGUUAUGGGCUUUUGAUAUAGUUUUGCUAUCCCCUUGUUAGAAAAGUUAGGUUUCCUUAUAACGCUACCACAAUAACCUCACAAUAUCCUUCACAUCGAAGCUGCUAGAUCUUCAUCUCCGUGAGACCGACCAUGGCUGGAAACAGUUCUGGCGUCAUCACUAUCCCUCUCGAUCUAGUGGUGGAUAUACUCGAGAAACUCCCUACCAAAUCUCUAGCGAGAUUUCGAUGUGUUUCGUAUCAAUGGGAAAGUAUUAUCAAUAACUACAUAGUCAUUGAUUCCAUCCUGACUCGGCGAUCAAAUCAACCACCACGUGAUCCCCACUUCUUCAUCGAGAAGCUUUUGAAUCAACCGCAGCGUGGUCUCCCCUUCCGUUCGUCCCCUAGACCGUCUUCCAUCUUAUCGUAUACCUACCUUUAUCACCAAGUCACAGACGAAGAGCAACUCUAUCACGAGGAGAUCAUCGGAAAAUACGAAGGCUAUCUCGAAGACUUUCAAUACGUACGUGGCUUGAUAGGGUUUUCGUGUUAUUCAGAUAAUGGUCAGUUCAGAAUAUACAACCCUACCACGAGGCAGUCUCUUUCCUUGCCCGUUACGCGUCUACCAGGAUCCUUGUUCUACUUAUUCGGGUACGACACUUUCAAGAAUCAGUACAAAGUCUUGUGUCUAACACCGCGUCGACAGGAACAGUCUUGUAAGCUUUUCAUAUUGGGAGAUGUCUCAAACGAGUGGUGGGACAUCCAAUGCGGCGUUGGAGGCCACUUCCCUUUGGAACAAGCUGUUUGCAUCAACGGGACAAUCUAUUACAAAGCAAGGAAAAUAGACUGGACUCAUGUUUUGGUGAGUUUCGACGUUAGGCAUGAGGUAUUUAAUCAUGUUCAGACUCCGGAAAAUCUGUGGUUGUCUGGUGACCAUGGAGAUUCGACUCUUGUAAACUACCAGGGGAAGUUAGGGUGCGUAUGUCCAAAAAACUUCAGCCUGAACACGGUGGAUGUUGAUAUGUGGGUUAUGCAGGACGCUGAGAAGCAAGAGUGGUCGAAGGUUACAUUCUUAGACAUGCUUCAUGGUUUACCGAGUUUGAAUAUCAGAUUUGCGGGUGUCACUAAUCCUGGAGGCGAAAUCGUUCUAGUCCACAAAGAUUAUCUCAGUGAGUUGGCAAUAAAUGUUUAUUAUUAUGAUCCGAAAACAAGUGGUCUUAGAAGAGCUGAAAUCCAGACUACAACAUCGUUAUAUAGAGUAAGGCCUAGUGAAAAUGUUACAAUCAGGGCUGUGACGGAUCAUGUUGAGAACAUCAUGCGGCUGUAAUUCUCUGCUUUAGUUAUUAGUUUUGGAAUACUAAAUAAAAUGCCACUUAUUUAUUUUUGUGGUUAUUUAGUCAUGACUGAAACACAAGUUAUAUGUGUCACGUCUCAUUUUGUUUGAUUCUGGAGGAUAAUGAGUCAUUCAAGAUGUUGAUAUCAUCUGGAAGGGCCGUUGUUCGUCUUGCUUUCUCUCUUUUUUUUUUUUAGUUUGUUAAUUGCUUUAGUGAUCAGACAGCAUUUCGCCUUUCUUUUGGUACUAUUGAUGUUUAUUUGUUUCUAAUUUCA
Messenger RNA from Brassica rapa (field mustard), 5190 nucleotides. Its product is annotated as F-box protein At1g52495-like. Gene Ontology annotation, molecular function: protein binding. Lineage: Eukaryota; Viridiplantae; Streptophyta; Magnoliopsida; Brassicales; Brassicaceae. The record is from RefSeq and is a predicted model, not a curated record.